GUGCAGGGAGUGAGAAGGUUCUUCCGGUUGAACGGCAAGAGCAGCCGUUAAGGAAAAAGAAGUGGUUUCACACAGGGCAAGUGAGGCUGUGAAUGACCUGCCCCCUUGUUCAUGUUUUCUCGAGUAGCGGAAAGGUGGAAGGCCAGCAGAACGGUGAGCCGGCCCCAGCCCCGGGCCCGGCGGAGCCAGCCGUCCCUUCUGAUGCCACAGCGUCGGGCACUGCCGGGAGUCAUCCGAGUGAUCAGAUAGUGCAGAAAAUAGAGGAAGUCCUCUCUGGGGCCCUUGAGACUGAACCACAGCGUAAAUCAGAUGUAGAUGUAGACGCAGACACAGCAAAGAGUACGUCUCAGUCUUCAAAAAGACGUCCUACCGAUGAAGUAGAAGAUGAAAUUCCAAGAAAAAAGUCAAAGAAAAACAAGAAACACAAAAGCAAAAAGAAGAAGAAGAAGAAGAAGAAAAGGAAGAAAGAAAAAAAACAUAAGAAGCAGCCAAAGGAAUCAAAAUUGAGUGCACAGCAUGGAGGACAUGCGGACUUACAACCUGCUUCUCACUUGAAACCAGAAAAAAUGAUUACAGAACAUGGAGACCAUGCAGUUUCAGAUCAUGCCUGCCACAUGCAGUCAGAAGAAAUGAGUUCAAAAAUAAGUGAAGAACAUGGAAGACAUUCAGGUAUAGGACUUGUUUCUCAUUUGCUAUCAGAUUCUCAAUCUCUGGAAAACCUUCAGAGUGAAAAAACAAACUUGACCAUCAGUGAUACAUGCAGUGCAUUCAGUUUACAAACUGGCAAACUUGAUCACCAUGAAGAAAAUGCUAGUAUAACUACAAUUAAAGAUUGCACUAAAGAAGAGCCAGCUAAAGUAAAGCAGCUGAGUGAACCUCAUGAAAGUAUGUCUCAUAAAGCUGUUAACAUGAGUGAAAAUGAUGUACCUUUGACUGUUGAUGCUGAAAGCGGUACUUCAUUUACCAGUAGAACUAGAGUUGCUAGUAAGUCUGAAAUUGAAAAAGAUUUGGAAGCUGCUUCAACUUCUGGGAGAAUAAAAGCACUAGAAGAUUCAAAAACUAUUCUGAGAUCUGUGAGCACUGGGGAAACAAAAGAUUCAGAAACAACCGCAGAAUCGGAGGCCACAGCACAAAUGAAAUACCUUGAAACGACUCUAAAAUCUGUGACUGUGGUGGGGACACAAAUUAUGGAAACAUCUCUAAGAUCUCAGUCUCUGGGAAGUGAUGUGGUAUCUAUGCCAAAAUCUGUGGCUGAGAUGGAAGUUUUGGAAACAAGCCAAGGACCUGUGCAUGUGGCAGAGGUGAAACAUUCAGAAGUGACUACAGGUUCUGCACUCAUGGGAAGUAUGAAAGAUUCAGAAGCAGCCUUGGAGCCUGUAAUUGUGGCAGGCACAGAAACAUUCUUGGAAUCAGUGACUGGGGAAGCUGAAGAUUCUGCGCACAUAGGGGACAUGAAAAAUUCAGGUAAAGUUCUGGAACCUGUUGCUGUCUUGAAGUCUCCGGAAGCAGCCCUGGCAGCAACGGCUGUAACGGAGGUGAAAGGCUCAGAAGCAUCUAUGGCAUCUGUGCAUGUGGGUCAUAGGAAAGAUUUAGCCUUGAAAUCUAUGGCUAUAGCAGAUGUUUUAAAAGCAGUCCAGGAACCUGUGUCUGUGAUGGAAGUAGAAGGUGCAGAAUCAACUCAAGAAUCUCUACAAAUUGAAGAACUCAGAGAUUCAGCUGCAGCUCCAGAGCUUAUGAGAGGGACAAAAAAUAUUGAAACUACUUCAGAAUCUCCAGCUAUAGUUCCUGAAGCAACCCUAGAAACUGUGCCUAUAGAAAAGGUGAAAGGCCCAGAAAAAUCUCUGAAAAUGAAAGGAGAGAGUGCUUCAGUAGUGAUCCUAGAAUCCUCGGCCAGGCCAGAAGCAAAAGACCCACAGUUAAUCCAUGAGCAUAUGGCUACAGUGGAGGCUAAAGUAUUGGAAGCAGCUCCUUUGUCACUUGAAAUGAAAGGUGUGAAAGUUCUAGAAACAACCUUGCAUCCAAUGGCAAGAGAGAAAAGAGUUGAAACAAUUCCAGUAUGUCUGCAAAUGGAUGAUAUAAGAAACUUAGAGGCAGCUGCAGGAACUGUGACCAUGGCAGAGGUGAAAAGUUUGGAAGCAACUUCUCUAUCUCUGCAAACAAAGGGUGUCAGAGAUUUGGAAGGAAAACUAGGCUCUGCGGGUGUGGUGAAAGUUUUGGAAGGAGCACUAGAACCUGUAGUUGUGGCAGCUGAUUCAAAAGUGGCCUUAGAACCUGUGGCAGUGACUAAGUUUCCAGAAACAACUCUGCAGCUGCAAGGUGCAGAAGACUCAGAAAGUUCAGAGUUACCUCAGUUGUCCCUGCAAACAGAACACAUGAAAGCUUCAGAAGUAGCUCUUGGGUCUGGAGCUGUAGCAAAGAUGAAGACUUUGGGAGCAGUUGCAGAGUGUGUGGCUCUAGCAAAGGUGAAGGAUUCAAAAGAAACUGUAAAAUCUGAGGUCACAGCAGAGUCUAAAGAUAGGGAGAAGUCAAACAAAAGAACUUUAAUCUCUGAGACAUCAAAGGUGAAAAGCUUGCAAACUGUUAUGGAAUCAAAGGCAUCAGCAGAAGUGAAGCUUUUGGAAGCAUCCAGAUUUGAGGUAAUGUCUGAGUUGAAAGACUUUGAAUCAGUUGUAGAACAAGUGGCCAUAGCAGAAGCCACAUCUUCAGAACCAUCUCUGCAAUCUGAGGCGGUGGCAGAGUUGAAAGCUUCAGAAACAGCUAUGGAAGUUCAGGCCAUGGCAGAAGGAAAAAACUUGACAUCUCUACUAUCCAAAGUCAUGACAGAAGCAAAAGAGUUGGAAAUAACUCCACAGACUGAGGCUGUGGUAGAGGACAAAAAUUUUGAAACUGCUCCUAAGUCUGUUACUGCCAUAACAGACAUGAGAUACUUGGAACUUAGAACAGAAUUUGAGACUGUGCCAGAGGUGAAAGAGUUGGAAACUGUAAAAGGCUCUGAAGCAGUUCCUGAAUCUGAGACCAUCACAAGGAUGAAAGUUCCAAAAUUGCUACCCAUAACAAUGGUAAAAACUUCGGAAGCAAGUUCAGAAUCUCUGCCCUUGGUGGAUGUGCAAAAUUUAGAAUUGGGUAGAGUCUGUGACAGUAUGACUGUGGUUACUGCUGCAGAACCUAACAUCAUCACAGAGGCAAAAUGUUUAAAACCUAUUCCCGAAUCUCUGCACACACAAAAUAUAAGAGAUUCAGAAGCAGUUCCAGAACUUCUGCACACAGCAGUGGUAAAAGUUGCAGAAUCAACAGAAUUGGAGGUAGGAGAAGUGAAAAAUUUGGAAGCUACUUCAGGAUAUGUGACUGAAAAAAUAAAACCUGUAGAAAUAAGAGAUUCAGAAACUGUUCUAGCAUCUGAAACCAUGAUGGAGGUGGAGGUGUUAGAAACGACUUCAGAAUCUUCUAUCAGAGCAACAUUAAACAAUUCAGAAACUAUUUCAAUGCUUAAUUCUGAGCAAAAGAAAGAUUUUGAAAUGGCUUUAAAAGCAGAGGCUUUGGUGGAAAUGGAAAUGAAAGAUUUGGAAGUGGCUCCAGAAAUGUUGGGCACCGCAGAAGUGAAAUGUUUGGAAGAAGUUCCACAAUCUGCAGGCGUAACACAGAUGAUGGCAUUGCCUUACAUGAAAGAUUUGGGAGCAGUGAUAGGUGUAGAGGAUUUCAAAACUUUACCAAGUCAUACUGCAGAUGUGAAAAUUCCAGGCCCAGAUCAAGAAUCUAAGUUAAUGGUGGAAGUGAAAAGUUUGGAAACAGUAACCGUUGCAGAGGCAAAAAAUUUAGAAGCAACUACAGAUUCUUUGCGUACAGCUCAUGUGACAACUUUGGAAGCAGGCCAGAGACCCAAGGUACCACCUGUGGUAAAAGUCUUAGAUGCAGCUCUGGGACCUGGACCUGUGUUGCUGGCAGUGGCAAAACUCUCAGAAACUGCUUUACGGCCAGGACCUCUAGUGCCAGCAGGUGCAAGAGUCUCAGAAACUGCCUCAGGGCCUGAACAAGUGGUACCGGCAGUAGCAAAAAUCUCAGAAGCUGCUUCAAGGCCUGGACCUGCGGCACUGACAGAGACAAGAGUCUUGGAAGCCGCCCCAAGGUCUGGACCUGUGAUGCCAGCAGUGGCCUCAAAGCCUGGACCUGUAAUGCCAGCAGUGGCAAAAGUUUCAGAGCCUGUCCCAAGACCCGGGCCUGCAGCGCUGGUAGUGACAAAAGUCUCACAAGCUAUCCCAGGACCUGUGGCACCAGCAGUGGCAAAAGUCUCGCAAGCUGCCCCAGGGCCUAGGCCCUCAACGCCAGCAAUGGCAAAAGUCUCACAAGCUGUCCCAGGGCCUGCAGCACUGGCGGUGGCAAAAGUCUUGCAAGCUCCCCCAGGGCCUGCGGUCCCGGCGAUGGCAAAAGUCUCGCAAGCUCCCCCAGGGCCUGCGGUCCCGGCGAUGGCAAAAGUCUCGCAAGCUCUCCCAGGGCCUGCGGCGCUGGCAGCGGCAAAAGUCUCGCAAGCUCUCCCAGGGCCUGCGGCGCUGGCAGCGGCAAAAGUCUCGCAAGCUCUCCCAGGGCCUGCGGCGCCGGCGGUGGCAAAAGUCUUGCAAGCUGCCCCAGGGCCUGUGGCGCCAGCAGUGGCAAAAGUCUCUCAAGCCCUCCUAGGGCCUGCGGCGCCGGCGGUGGCAAAAGUCUCUCAAGCUCCCCUAGGGCCUGCGGCACCAGUGGUGGCAAAAGUCUCUCAAGCUCCCCUAGGGCCUGCGGCGCCAGUGGUGGCAAAAGUCUUACAAGCUGCCCCAGGACCUGCAGCGCCAGCCAUGACAAAAAUCUCGCAAACGGCCUCAGGGCCUGCAGCACCGGCAGUGGCAAAAGUCUCGCAAGCUGCCCCAGGACCUGUGGCGCCAGCGGCGGCAAUAGUUUCGCAAACUGUCCCGAAGCCUGGCUCUGCAGCGCCAGCAGUGACAAAUCUCUUGGGAGCUACCCCUAGGCCUGGACCUGCGGUGCCAGCAGUGGCAAGAUUCUCAGGAGCUGUGCCAAGGCUUGGACCCAUGGCACCAGCUAUGCCAAGGUUCUCGGUAGCUGCCUCAAGGCCAGGCCCCAUGUCACCAGCAAUGCCAAGAUUCUCGGUAGCUCCCUCAAGGCCAGGCCCCAUGUCGCCAGCAAUGCCAAGAUUCUCGGUAGCUCCUUCAAGGCCAGGCCCCAUGUCGCCAGCAAUGCCAAGAUUCUCGGUAGCUCCCUCAAGACCGGGCCCCAUGAUGACAGCAGUGCCCAGAUUCUCAGUAGCUGCCACAAGGCCUGGUCCCAUGUCACCAGCAAUGCCCAGAUUCUCAGUAGCUGCCUCAAGGCCUGGGCCCAUGGCACCGACAAUGGCAAGGUUCUCGGUAGCUGCCUCGAGACCUGGAACUGCGUCGCCAGCAAUGGCAAGAUUCUCGGGAGCUGCCUCAAGGCCUAUGCCUGUGCCACUGGUACCGGCAAAAGUCUCAGGAGCUGCCUCAAGGCCUGGGCCUGCAGUGCCAGCAGUGGCCAAAGUCUCAGGAGCUGCCUCAAGGCCUGGGCCUGCAGUGCAAGCAGCAGUAAAAGUCUCAGAAGCUGCCCCAAGACUUGGGACUGCAGCGCCAGUGUUACCAAAAGUCUCAGUAGCUGCCCUGAGACCUGGGCCCACAUUGCCAGCAGUAGCAAAAGUCUCAGAAGCUGCCCUUGGGCCUGCAGCACCAACAAUGGGAAAAGUAUUGGAAAUUGCCCCACGGUCUACAACACUGGCAAUUGCAAAAGUCUCAGAAGCUGUCGCAGGGACUGUGGUGCCAGCUGUGGAAAAAGUCUCUGACACUGCCUCACAGCCCACAGGGCCAGCUGUGGCAAAAGUCUCAGAAGCUGCCCCAAAGCCAGGACCUGUGGCGCCAGCCAUGGGAGAAGUCUCAGGAGCUGCCCCAAAGCCAGGACCUGUGGUGCCAGCUGUGGCAAAAGUCUCAGAAGCUGCCCCAAAAGCAGGCCCUGUGGCGCCAGCCGUGGCAAAAGGCUCAGAAGCUGCCCCAAAAGCAGGCCCUGUGGCGCCAGCCGUGGCAAAAGGCUCAGAAGCUGCCCCAAAAGCAGGCCCUGUGGCGCCAGCCGUGGCAAAAGGCUCAGAAGCUGCCCCAAAAGCAGGCCCUGUGGCGCCAGCCGUGGCAAAAGGCUCAGAAGCUGCCCCAAAAGCAGGCCCUGUGGCGCCAGCCGUGGCAAAAGGCUCAGAAGCUGCCCCAAAAGCAGGCCCUGUGGCGCCAGCCGUGGCAAAAGGCUCAGAAGCUGCCCCAAAAGCAGGCCCUGUGGCGCCAGCCGUGGCAAAAGGCUCAGAAGCUGCCCCAAAAGCAGGCCCUGUGGCGCCAGCCGUGGCAAAAGGCUCAGAAGCUGCCCCAAAAGCAGGCCCUGUGGCGCCAGCCGUGGCAAAAGGCUCAGAAGCUGCCCCAAAAGCAGGCCCUGUGGCGCCAGCCGUGGCAAAAGGCUCAGAAGCUGCCCCAAAGCCAGGACCUGUGGUGCUGGCCAUGGCAGAAGUCUCAGGAGCUGCCCCAAGUCUUGGACCUGCGGCACCGGCAGUGGCAAAAGUCUCGCAAGCUGCCCCAAGUCUUGGAUCUGUGGCACCGGCAGUGGCAAAAGUCUCACAAGCUGCCCCAAGUCUUGGACCUGAGGCGCCGGCAGUAGCAAAAGUCUCGCAAGCUGCCCCAGCACCUGGGCCUGUGGUGCCGGCAGUGGCAAAAGUCUCGGAAGCUGCCCCAAGUCUUGGACCUGCGGCGCCGGCAGUGGCCAAAGGCCCGCAAGCUGCCCCAGCCUGCCUCAGGUCUUGGCCCUGCGGCGCCGGCAGUGGCCAAAGUCUCGCAAGCUGCCUCAAGUCUUGGACCUACGGCGCCGGCAGUGGCCAAAGUCUCGCAAGCUCCCUCAAGUCUUGGACCUGUGGCGCUGGCAGUGGCCAAAGUCUCGCAAGCUGCACCAAGGCCAGCAGCUGCGGCGCCGGCAGUGGCCAAAGUCUCUCUCGCAAGCUGUGUCAAGGCCACCAGCUGCAGUGCCGGCAGUGGCAACAGUCUCGCAAGCUGCGCCAAGGCCACCAGCUGCGGCGCCGGCAGUGGCAACAGUCUCGCAAGCUGCCCCAGGGCUAG
This is a messenger RNA of Alligator sinensis (Chinese alligator), 7127 nucleotides long. RefSeq names its product protein MLP1 homolog. Bases 93 to 7127 code for a protein of 2344 amino acids. The record is from RefSeq and is a predicted model, not a curated record. Lineage: Eukaryota; Metazoa; Chordata; Crocodylia; Alligatoridae. The transcript has 4 exons.